Molecule: messenger RNA, 2390 nt
Organism: Daphnia pulex (common water flea)
Lineage: Eukaryota; Metazoa; Arthropoda; Branchiopoda; Diplostraca; Daphniidae
Gene: atos
Product: protein FAM214A-like
Exons: 7
Coding region: 1-2055 (684 amino acids)
Source: RefSeq, a predicted model, not a curated record
AUGCAUGCAAGGCUAGCUGAAGAGAACGAGCCGGACCCGCUGGAUGUCUUUUGCGACCUGGGCACGCUCAUAUUAGAGGCCCGUGUGCCAGGCCGUGGUGACAGCGGGCGCGGCUACGGAGAGGGACCGCACUGUCCCCCUUAUUUCAGCCAUGCCCAAAUUAGUAGUAGUAGUAGUAGCAACAACCAUAAUAACAACAACAUUCAUCACAGCAAUAAUGGGAGCCGACCUGGACAGCAUGUCUGCUCGCCCGACAAGCUCCACUGUCAGAGAUUCCAGUCCCUUCGCAAACACGCUUGCCUGUUGGGAAAGAACGGAGUGCCGCUCUGCGUUGAGGUUUUGGUGGGGCCCGAAUGCAGUCACGGUUCGCAGCGAGCCAAACAAGUUGAAGUAACCUGCACGCCCCAUCCAGACUUUCUCCUCCUGGAACGUUGGACUGUUACGUGCUCGCCCAAAAAGGAUGGAGAAGCCAGUAUUGCUGGCAUCUGUUUGGUCCAGGCUGUCCGCUCUUUUCUCCAUUUUUCGCAGCUGAGUGCCUGGUUGAACAAGAGCAGCGGAUCUCGACCCCAGCAGCUGCUCUAUCGAGUUACCAUGCCCGGCCAGGCUUUCGCUUCGAAAUUCGCAUCGAAACCAGUCGACCAUCACUUCCCUUUGGCACACGUUGGACGACUUGCUACACACGCAAUCAAAGUUUCCGUCAGCUCGCUUCCUCGGACGGAUGUAAUUCCACAUGUUCAUUGUGGCAAGUGUCGCUUUAUCACGCCCAAGCAGAAUGCGGAUGUGGGCCAGCGACAGUUGCAACAAAAGCAGGACAGCAGCAGUUGUCUAGGGGAAGGUCUCCUGGAUCUGCCUCCAGCUCAGUUACGCUUACAGCGCCUACAGCGUUCCCGAUCGCGAUCCAGUUCGCCUUCGUUACAAUCCGUCAGGCAACUUGUUCAUCCGACGACACACAGGGCACAACCGCCGCCACCCUCUAGUGGCGUUGCCAAGAAACUUGUGGAUGAUCGGAUGCGUAUUGAUUGCAACCGAAUAGGCAAACACGACUGCAAAUGCGAAAAAGACGAGUCUGACGUGGUCGAAUUGAAACUGCCGGCAGGUCACGGCGAUCGUUGGGGCCACGAUUUGGAGCGUGGAAGGCGCGGAUUGGAUCGUGAGCCAGUAAUGGGGCCGACGGAGCGAGGUCGUAGUCGGCGGUCUCGUAAAGAUUGUUUCACCGACAAAUUACUCAGCGUAACCGAAUCGAAAGAACCGGAAAUGACACCGGCACUGCAGCAAGCGGGAAAAAGCGUUCCGACUACGGAUGACAAGCUGCGUUUCCAGCGGUCGCUUAAUUCUGCUGCUUCUUUGUUGUUCCAUACAACGAACUGCACCUCUGGAACGGAUUCCAAAAAAACCCCACUGCUCGGCCAACGGUUUCCGCUCAACAAGUUCCUACGCUCGCCGCCACUCCGCAUGUCCUCGUCCCCUCUCCUGGGCAGCUUCGAGGAAUGUUUGUUGAACGGACGGCUUGAACCCAUGUCUACGGUGGAAGGAUUCGGCGCUGAGCUGGGAGCCAGUGGAUCAUUUUGUCCAUCACACGAAUUGCUACCAGUCAGCGUUUUCUUCUACAACAUUGGCGGUUUUGAAUCAGAUAAAUCCGGCUCCCCAUAUCUAGCCCAUUUGAAUUUGGGCGCUAAAGGAUACCAAGUACCUAGGAGGGGAACUGUGCAGCUGACGCUCUUCAACCCGCAAGGAACGGUUGUAAAGAUGUUCGUCAUACUCUUUGACCUCACUGAAAUGCCUCCCAAUUCAGAGACAUUUCUUCGCCAGCGGACCUUUUACAUGCCAUCACACGAAACGGACGCCUCUCCCGUUUCUGCCAAAUGGCUCCGCUACCUCAUUCAUCUCAGGUUCCGCAGUUCAAAGUCCGGUAGAAUCCACUUGCACACAGACAUUCGAAUGAUUGUGUUGCGCAAGUCGGAUGUCGACACGGCCUCGGCACAUAUUGCUGAAAGCUCUUACGAAUGGAAAUCGUUCACACGCGGCCCGUCCAGCCCACGCUUCUCCAGCCGUUAACAAGAAAUUACUUCGAAAAUAUAAUCUGUCCCCUUUCUCAAAACAAGAAAAAAUUGAAUUGUCGCGGAAAGAUUUCAGUAAAAAUAUUUGUGUGUUUCGGUCAGCUGUGAUAUCUUGUCUCGGGCGGCUGCGAGACCAAUCCCCCACUUUUUUUUUCUUUUGGCUAACAGCUGGACUUCUUGUCUUUCACGUUGUUUCUCUGUUGUUGUAAUUAUUACCUUUUUUCAGUCGCUCGUCAAGACGAAUUCUAUAUUUAGAGAAAAUGAAAAAUUUUAUCGUAUACAAAUAAUAUUGAAGGGCGUUACGGAAAUGAAGACAAAGCCUUUUUGCUCUUC